Messenger RNA from Ambispora gerdemannii, 450 nucleotides. NCBI's taxonomy places the organism in Eukaryota, Fungi, Glomeromycota, Glomeromycetes, Archaeosporales, Ambisporaceae. The record is from the annotation of a GenBank genome assembly.
AUGCCGGCAUGUCCGAGUGAAGAACAUUCUCCUAAUUAUCUAGAAAAGAUUUUUUCAACUUACAAAGUCAUAUAUGUCACUGCGGAGACUUUUAUACGAAAUCAAUCUUUUACCACGAUACUACGUCGUCUAGCAGAAAGAAAUCUUUUAUUGUUUGUAAUUGAAGUACGCAUCAGGAGUACAGAGGAAAGUUAUGUUAGAAAUUGUCGAACUUUUGACUUAAGUAGAAAGUGGUUGCACAUUAUUUAUUGUUCAACAAUAUGUGCAUGUGAAGAAACAUUAGCAGAUUUAUACGAAAAGGGAAUUGCAAAAACAAUGGGUGUCUAUCACGAAAAAUUAAACGGCAAAGCAUCAGCCCAACAAAUGAAGGAAUGGAAAAAAGGUCUAAUCCAAGGAAUGAUUGCUACAAAUGCUUUUGUAUUGGGCAUUAAUUCAAGGACGUUCGAUUGA